This is a messenger RNA of Penaeus monodon (black tiger shrimp), 2675 nucleotides long. RefSeq names its product collagen alpha-1(I) chain-like. The record is from RefSeq and is a predicted model, not a curated record. NCBI's taxonomy places the organism in Eukaryota, Metazoa, Arthropoda, Malacostraca, Decapoda, Penaeidae.
GACGCCGAGUCAGUCUGCGGCGCGAUCUCAUAGGGGCAGGUCGUCCGCCAAUUCGCUCUCCCUCUCGCUGCUGUUGUGUUUGUCUUUAUCUCUUUCUCUGACUCUUAUUAUUAUUACCGUUACACCUGCCCUCCGUUCCAAACCUCGCUAACUCUUUUCUCUCUCUUUUUUUGGGGGGGACUAAAACAACAGUAAAAAUAAAAGAAUAGCAGAAUAUAAAAAAAGAAUAUCAAUGAGUUUCCUUGAUCUUGACAUUGGAUAACUUUUAUCGUCUGACAAACAAUGAAAAUCAAGAAUUAGCAACGUCUGAAGAACCACAUUUGACCAGAAACCCGUUGAAAGAGGACAUCGCAGGCAACAGCAGACCCUGAGAAGACGGACAGACACGGUAACAGAGUCAGCAACAAGUCAGCAACAUGAACGAAAGAUUGCUUUGUCUCCUGGUCUUCGCCCUGACGCUGCCCCUCGCGCACCCCGAGGGUGUCUCUGUCGUGCGUGAGAAGAGGCAGGCCCCCGUGGGCGUGCUCAACCCGCCCAUUCCCACGUCCGUCGGCCACUACUUAGGCGCGAACAAGCCCGUGGACAACUGCCCGCGCGACGAGGUGACGCUGCCGGACGGACGCUGCUACCCCCUCCUGACGCAGGGCCCUUGCGCCAUCACCGAGUACGUCCUGCUCGACCCCGCCACCAACCAGGGCUACUGCGCUCCCCGCCUCUGCGCCCCCGACAGGAUCUUCAUCUUCAGCGACCAGCUGUGUCACGACCCGAGGAACACCCAGCUGUGCCCGCCGGGUCGCCAGCUGUACCAGACGAGCUUCGGGACGCCCGUGUGCCAGUGUCCUGACGGCACCUACGAGGGCGACGACGACCUGGACGACGACGUGUGCGAGCCGCUGCUGGGCCAGACGCUCCUCUGCCCGCCGGGACAGGUGUUCUGGUUCCGCGACUUCAGCCAGCCCCCCGAGUGCCUUCCCGACCCGUGCGGCGGUGACAACCUCAACCGCGGACCCAAUGACCUGCCCUUCGUCCCCGCCGCCGACGGGAGGUGCUACCAGCUGGGCUCGAACCCCUCCGUGUGCCCAGCCCAGACUUGGUAUUCGAUUGCCCUCGAGAAACUGCAGGGCGUGUGCGCCACCUUGCAAGACGCCGGUUACGAGGUCUUCGACGCCGCCACGCUGGCUGCUCUGACGGAGUUGUACGGCCCCUUUAUUCCCAGGGACACCACGGCACCCAUCCCGGUCGCCCCGGGUGCUCCGGGCGCGCAGGGUACUCAAGGUGCCCAAGGCGCCCCAGGUCUCCUACGCUCCCCAGGCGUCUCAGGCGUUCCGGGUGCCCCUAGUACCCAGGGCGCUCAAGGUACUCCGGGCAUCCAGAGUGCCCCAGGUGCCCAAGGCGUGCAAGGUGCACCAAGCCUGUCAGCUGGUGCCCCGCGCCCUGCCCAGUUGGGUGGGCAAGCUCAGGUUCCUAGUCAGAGCCUGAAUGUCAUUAACGGCAAUGGCGCUCUGGGAGGACGCCAGCCGGGCAGCGCCUCGACUGGCCAAGCAGGUGCUGCAUCCCCAUCUCCCACCGGCCAGAGGAUCACAGCUGGUGGGCAGCUGUCGACAGCAGGGCCUGGCAGCUUUGGGGCGCCAUCUGUCGGGGGCGUUCAGCGGCCGCAAGCCCCCUCCGGCGGGUCCCAGGCCUCUUUCCGCCCUUCGUCUGGCACCGCGAGUCAGGCUUCGUUCAGUCCUGUCCAAAGUGGACAGACUGCUUUCCAACCUUCAGGCAUCCAUUCAGCCGGCGUCCGGCCCUCAGUUAGCCGGCCAGCUGCUACUGAAAGCCACAGUUCAUUCGGUCCUGGAGUGGGCCAGAGUGGUUUUAUCCACUCAGCCAGCCCGCCAGUCAGCCAGGGAUUCCAGAAGCCUUCUGUCCACUCUGUUGGCAGCGGGGCGCGACCCUCCUCCGUCCAGCCAGCGAUCCAAGCGGGUCACUCCCCGGGCCCCGUUCGGGCAACAAUCAGUCCGCAGUCCUGGGUUGACGGUCACUAUGCUGGAGCUUCUGUGCCGCCGCAAAGGGCAUCCGUCACCUCUGCUCCGCUGCCGUUUGCCGGCCAGCCGGGUAGGGACACUUCAACGGGCAACUUCCCCUUUGGCGGCCAGCCGGGUAGGGACACUUCAACGGGCAACUUCCCCUUUGGCGGGCAGCCCGGAGCGUCUCAGGGGGCCAUCCCCUCAUCGUUCUCAGACGAGGCCUUCGGAGGAGUCCUGGGUUUCUCCAGCGGCGACGGCUUCUCAGACUUCUCGUCGGUCCAGGAUGACGCCUCCUUCGAGCUCUUCGACAUGCCCGACUCCAGGGCACUCUCAGGCUACAGCUACGAAGAGCCUCAGGGGCGUGCGUUCGGUCCAGACUUGGGCGUGAGGAGAGCGAAGCUACUCGCCCACGUCUCGCUCAUGGGCGGCGGCAUAAACUACGGCCAGCUGUCCAGCCUCCAUGCGCCCGCCGGACACAAGCUGCAUAACUUCUUCAAUGGCGUGCGUCAGAUUGUGACCAACCUUCCGAACUCAACGGGCACUCACCACCGUUCGCGUCGGUCGCCCCUGCCCCACGCCACGCCGGGAAAUGUCUUGGAAACGCGGCUGGUCGGGUGCCGGGCGGGUGCGCAGAGGGACAUCAACGCCAAGUGUCGGGACACGUGA